CCCCCCCCCCCCGUCGCCGCCGGCGCCGCCCUCCGCCGUCACGUGCCGGGGGCGCGCACAGGGUGCACGAUGGUGGCGGCCGCGGCGGGGCCCGGCGACGGCGGCGGCGGCGGCAGCAGCAGCGGGUAGAAAAUGGCGGAUUUCGAGGAGCUGCGGAAUAUGGUAUCAAGUUUUCGUGUUUCUGAACUACAAGUGUUGUUGGGCUUUGCUGGACGUAAUAAAAGCGGGCGGAAGCAUGACCUCCUGAUGAGGGCACUGCACUUACUGAAGAGUGGCUGCAGCCCGGCAGUUCAGAUAAAAAUCCGAGAACUCUAUAGGCGUCGGUACCCAAGGACAAUUGAAGGACUUUCGGACUUGUCGGCCAUAAAACCUGCAGUUUUCAAUUUGGACAGUAGUUCCUCUCCUGUAGAGCCUGACUUAGCUGUUGCUGGAAUUCACCCGCUCCCAUCUACAUCGGUCACGCCUCAGUCUCCCUCGUCUCCUGUCAGUUCAGUGCUCCUCCAAGACACUAAGCCGCACUUUGAGAUGCAGCAGCCAUCCCCUCCGAUUCCACCUGUUCAUCCUGAUGUUCAACUGAAAAGCCUACCUUUUUACGAUGUGCUUGAUGUGCUUAUCAAACCUACAAGCCUAGUACAGAGCAGUAUUCAGAGGUUCCAAGAGAAGUUUUUUAUCUUUGCUUUAACACCUCAGCAGGUCAGAGAAAUCUGUAUUUCCAGGGACUUCUUGCCAGGAGGCAGGAGAGAUUACACGGUCCAAGUUCAGCUAAGGUUAUGCCUAGCAGAGACAAGCUGCCCUCAAGAAGAUAAUUACCCUAAUAGUUUGUGUAUUAAAGUAAAUGGGAAGCUGUUUCCAUUGCCGCCUGUUGGUUUGGUCACAGUUUGCAUCCCUCUGGUGGCUCCUUCUUUUGCAGGAAAUGGAUAUGCUCCACCGCCAAAAAAUGGAAUUGAACAGAAGCGGCCUGGGCGCCCCUUGAACAUAACAUCUCUAGUUAGGUUGUCAUCCGCGGUGCCAAACCAGAUUUCCAUUUCCUGGGCUUCUGAAAUUGGAAAGAAUUACUCCAUGUCUGUGUAUCUCGUUCGUCAGCUUACUUCAGCUAUGCUUUUGCAGAGGUUGAAAAUGAAAGGUAUCAGAAACCCCGAUCAUUCCAGAGCACUAAUUAAAGAAAAACUAACUGCAGAUCCUGACAGUGAGAUUGCCACAACCAGUCUGCGGGUGUCUCUGAUGUGUCCUCUGGGAAAAAUGAGACUGACAAUCCCAUGCCGAGCUGUUACUUGCACGCACCUGCAAUGUUUUGAUGCUGCUCUUUAUCUUCAAAUGAAUGAAAAGAAGCCUACCUGGAUUUGUCCUGUCUGUGACAAAAAGGCAGCUUAUGAGAGCCUAAUAUUAGAUGGGCUCUUUAUGGAAAUCUUAAAUGAAUGUUCAGAUGUGGAUGAGAUUAAAUUCCAAGAAGAUGGUACCUGGUGUCCUAUGAGGCCUAAGAAAGAAGCUGUGAAAGUCUCCAGUCCACAGUGCACCAAAAUAGAAAGUUCCAGUGUUGUUAGCAAACCAUGUGCUGUGACAGUGGCCAAUGAAGUAAACAAGAAGAAAGUUGAUGUUAUUGACUUGACAAUAGAAAGCUCCUCUGAUGAAGAGGAAGAUCCUCCUGCCAAAAGGAAGUGCAUAUUUAUGUCUGAAACACAAGGAAGCCCAACCAAAGGGGUUCUCAUGUAUCAGCCAUCUACUGUAAGAGUGCCCAGUGUGACAACGGUUGAUGCUGCUGCUAUUCCUCCUUCAUUAACAGACUACCCAGUACCAUUCCAUCAUCCACCAAUAUCCAGUAUUUCAUCGGACUUACCAGGUCUGGAUUUUCUUUCACUAAUCCCAGUUGAUUCACAGCAGUACUGUCCUCCUAUGUUUUUGGAUAGUCUCACCUCAACCUUAACAAGCAGCACGCCUGGCACCAUCAUCACAUCAACCAGUCACCACGAGAGCAGCACUCACGUUAGCUCCUCGAGCAGGAGCGAGACUGGAGUUAUAACCAGCAGCGGAGGCAGCGCUCCUGACAUCAUCUCACUGGACUGAAACAAGGGGUAGCACGGGACUCCAGGAGAAACAGCACAGAGCUGCUUGUUGUGUCUCUGGAACUGCAGUGUCUUGGAAGUUAUUCCGAUAUUUAUUGAAAAGAUUUGCCUUCUGGAAAAUGGAGUAAAUUCAUCUACACUAGGAACAGAAUUGAUUAGAAUUUUUUUUUUCUUGCUCAUUAAAUAGCUGGUAGAGAAAAGGCCCCUUCAGAACCUGCUUUUACCCUUGUGGCUUGUUCUGGGGAAACUGACUUUUUGUUGCUGGAUGGAGUCCAAAAAUGGUUUUUAAUUUUGUUGUCAAAACAGCAAUAAUGUAAAAACAAAAAAAAUUUUUUUAAGAAAGGCACUUAACUACUCUAGAACAACCUGGACAAAGGUGCAGAAGUGUAUGCAUUGGUGAAUUUUUAAUACUUUCAGCUGGGGCCUGUAAUAAACUUCAUUUAAGACAAUGCAGCUUUGUGAAAUAGCCAUGACUUGUGUUUUAUACUUCUCUUGCUCCCUUCUUCCUCCUGACCUGGAAGGUAUGGGAAGCCUCUGUAAAUGUGUUGGCUUUUUUCCUCAUUUCAUGUUCACAAAUGCAACAAAAUCCUAAACUGACUUCUUCCUCUUAAUGUUCUUUGGGCUGGGAAGGGGACAAAAUAUCUAUGCAAACCCUGCAUCAUGCAAACUGUGUGCUGUCACUCUAGAACUAUGACACACUUCCCCCCCUCAAAAACCCAUAAUCCUACAACCAGCUGAACAACUGCACCACUGAGCUGUAGUUGACUCUGGGGCCUGACCACUUUAAGAGGUGGUAAGAAAGAACUAUUUGGAUUAUAGAAUCCUUGUUGGUCCUUACUGUAAAUGCCAGCCCACAUCAGAUGAUAAACUGAAGUGCUCUCUGUAAGGAGAAAAAGUCUCCCUCAUACUUUAUCCAGUGCAGGAUUGUUUUCUAGGAUGUUUUGCCCAUGGCUUCUGUCACUUCAGUAACUGCUGUGUCCUGGUUGGGAAUACUGUAGUUUGGCUUGCCAUAGUGGAGACUUGUCUUUCUGGAAGACAAAUGCUAUAGGUGCAUGUUCGUCCCACCUAACUAGAACUACACGUUUAGGGUUUAGCACCACAUUGUCCUGUCUAAUCAUAGCUUUCCUGAUCAGACUGAAAUAACUUCCUCCAAUUUUAAUACUUUGAAUCUGCUGCUUUGUUCUGUGUAUGCAGUGUUCCCCCACACAUGCAUGCACACAUUUCUAGGGAUAACCUCCUCAGUGCUGUACAUGGAAGAGGUUAUAGACCAGGAAAAUCAAAUCAUUUCCAUAGAGCUGGAAUAAUGGUAUUGUCUAUAUAUGUUGACAUAGCAACUUUUCCAAGUGUUGUGUUUCUGUUGAGUAACUGUAUUUGAAAUUACUCUUUCCCUAGUUACCAGCUUUCAGUUUUCUCCAAUCUUGUGUUUCUUUUUUUUCUUUCUUUAGUCUGAGAUGUCUGGUGCUUUUUGCCUUCUGUUACUGUUACAGUAUUUGAACUAAGUACAUGGAUAAGAAAUAUUGAAGCAGGAUGUAUUGUAACUUUUGUCUGUACUCCCAUCCUGAAUGCUGCAUUACUGUUCCUCAUUGCCUUUUUUUUGUAUGAUCUUUCACACCAGUCUUCAAUUCACAUGUUGGUCUUAAUAUUGCACUUACCCUUUGUUCUCCUUCCCUCAUCUGUUACUUUUUUUUCCUGUUAAAAGGAUCAGUUUUUUAGCAUGAUUUAUUUUUAAUAAAGCCAUGCUACUCAUGAGGUUUUCUGCCUAAUGGCCUGCAGCUGAUCAGUGCUUUCUGCAUCACAAUUGUACAGUCACUUGAACAGUAAGAGUGCUGAGAGGUUCAAAAGCCAUUCUAAAUAAAGUGUUUAAAACUGG
This is a messenger RNA of Dromaius novaehollandiae (emu), 3930 nucleotides long. Its product is annotated as E3 SUMO-protein ligase PIAS2. Gene Ontology annotation, biological process: regulation of transcription by RNA polymerase II; protein sumoylation. The transcript has 15 exons. NCBI's taxonomy places the organism in Eukaryota, Metazoa, Chordata, Aves, Casuariiformes, Dromaiidae. Gene Ontology annotation, cellular component: chromatin. The coding region runs from base 133 to 2061 and encodes 642 amino acids. The record is from RefSeq and is a predicted model, not a curated record. Gene Ontology annotation, molecular function: zinc ion binding; SUMO ligase activity; transcription coregulator activity.